GUCAUAUGACGUCCUACCAUUCUCACUACGCAUGCGCGGCUCAGGGAGUACGCAGCGCGGGGGGCAUGUACACUGAUCAUCAGGGCACUGAUGAUCAGUGUGCCCUGAUGAUCAGUGUGGCCCCAGAAGUGCCACCUGUCAGUGCUCAUCAGUGCCACGUGCCAGUGCCCAUCAGUGCCACGUGCCAGUGCCCAUCAGUGCCACAUCAAUGCCACAUAUCAGUGCAUACCAGUGCACAUCAAUGCCACAUAUCAGUGCCCAUCUGAGCUGCCUUUCAAUGUCACCUAUCAGUGCCAGUCAGUGCCACCUAUCAAUGUCAAUCAGUGCCACCUAUCAGUGCUGCCAAUCAGUGCCAAUCAGUGUCACCUAUCAGUG
Molecule: messenger RNA, 375 nt
Organism: Staurois parvus
Lineage: Eukaryota; Metazoa; Chordata; Amphibia; Anura; Ranidae
Source: the annotation of a GenBank genome assembly